Molecule: messenger RNA, 777 nt
Organism: Rodentolepis nana
Lineage: Eukaryota; Metazoa; Platyhelminthes; Cestoda; Cyclophyllidea; Hymenolepididae
Source: the annotation of a GenBank genome assembly
AUGUCAAACCUUGGAAAGUUUAUUGACGGUGCAAAUACACUAUUUAACCGAGCUAGCCAGUUUACAAAUGAAAUUCGAGGAGCUUCUAUCAAGACUCCAUACCCUGAUGAUAUAGUUAUUGACUUUGAUACCGCUGACAAAUUGAAGAAAGUAUGCGAGAAACUUCAUUCUGGAGUCACAGCUUGGCUGAAUCCGAACCCUGCUGACCGUAUGCAGGAUAUGGUUUUGGAGAAAUUUGAUGCAAAGAAGCAACCUAAGUUAACUGCUGCCGAAUUGCUAGGAAAACUGGAGCAAGAUCUUGCUACUGAAAUGUCUCAGGAGUCUUCUAGUGAUCAAUUCGGGCUUAUGCUAUCUCAACAUGGUCAAAUGCAGGCUGAAAUUGGUGCCGCUGAACGGCAACUCAUUAUGGAGAUUCAAAAAGGUUUCCUUUCAACUGCUAAACACUAUCUUGAUGUUGUUUAUCCUUCCAUCAAUACUCAACGAAGAAGUCUUGAAGUUACUCGCUUGGAUUAUGAUGCUUCGAAACAAAAGAAGGAUUCUUGCACUGCUGAGGAUAAAAUUAGACCAUUGAUUGCUGCGUUUGAAAUGAACCAAACCAAGUACAAUGAGGCCCUUCAAAAGACUAGGGAAGUCAAUGCUCAACUCAAGAUGAUUCAAGGUGAUUUGCGUGAGAACUUCAAGGCAAUGGCUUCUGCUCAAGUGCGCUAUUACACUGCUUGUCAUGAACAAUCACGAAAACUCACGGCAAAAUGGGAUAGUUCAAACCUUCGUGCCUGA